AUGAGACCAGUUGUAGCACCCGGUAAAGCUUGGUUCUGUACCAUUUUAUCUGCAUUUGGUGUACUUAUCCUUACGCCAAUUGCGCACCUUUUCAAUUCAAAUCAUGAAUCCUUUUUAGGAUCUAUAAAUGAUCCUGAAGAUGGUCCUGCGGUUGCACAUACGGUAUACCUGGCGGCAUUGGUUUAUCUGAUCUUUUUUGUAUUUUGCGGGUCUCAAGUCUUCCUUGCAAGCAGGAAACGUUCCAUUGCACUGCGUUAA
Zygosaccharomyces rouxii is the source of this 258-nucleotide messenger RNA. RefSeq lists its product as uncharacterized. The transcript is spliced from 3 exons. The record is from RefSeq and is a predicted model, not a curated record. Lineage: Eukaryota; Fungi; Ascomycota; Saccharomycetes; Saccharomycetales; Saccharomycetaceae. The coding region runs from base 1 to 258 and encodes 85 amino acids.